Molecule: messenger RNA, 1395 nt
Organism: Syzygium oleosum
Lineage: Eukaryota; Viridiplantae; Streptophyta; Magnoliopsida; Myrtales; Myrtaceae
Exons: 4
Coding region: 146-1225 (359 amino acids)
Biological process (GO): cortical microtubule organization
Cellular component (GO): cortical microtubule
Source: RefSeq, a predicted model, not a curated record
AUGUCUGCUUCCCAAUGCCUUUUGUCUUUGCCCUUUGGCCUCUCUCUAUCUAGUACUGUUGCCAAGCUGCCGGCCUCCUAAAGCAUAUAUCCUCCUGCUUUGGGCCAUACGCCAAGCACACAGCUGAGGAAUCCACAUACAGCACAUGGACACCCGGAGAUCAAGCCGCGGCACCGGACCUCCUCCUAGGAAUGGCCGCAGGGAUAACAAGGACGAGGACCUCCUCCUCUUCCGGGAAUUGCACCGUCGCGAGAAGGACCGCGCCGUGAACCUCCUCCUGCCCGUUUCCGAUGAGUUCGAGCCCAAUGGGAUUCCAGGCAACUAUCCUCUUCCUAUGUACAAAACCGCGUCGGGUAGAAAUGACUUCCUCGUCGAGAAUGACAAGAAUGAUUACAACUGGUUGAAGACACCUCCAGCGACUCCUCUAUUCCCAUCAUUAGAGAUGGAAGCAAACGCAGGGGACUACCCGAUGCAGCGGGAAAUACCAAUUUUGCAGCCUCUUACGCGGUUUGCAGGAAUUGUGGGUGGGAGAGAAGCAACCAACGGAACCCAAAAGUCUCCACGAAACAAGCCGAAGACUCCUCCAGCAUCUGCAUCAGUAACCCAAAAGAACAGUGUCUCUUCAGCUGAUCACACCAAUAGGUCCCCGGCUUUAUUUAUUCUGAAUCAGAAGAUGACUCAAGAGCUGGUACUUGCCAAAAAGACGGAGGCAGCUCCCAAUGCUUCAAAGCCUGCCAGUGCAAGCCACAGAUACGGUCGUUUCAGCAGCAUUACCAAGUCCACAGGAGCAGACUCCAGUGCAAUUAGGCCAAGCAGUAUUAACAAUAAGAGAGGCGUGUCGCCUCUAACAAGGUCAACGAUACCCGCCCAGUUUCUAGGUUUCUCCAAUGAAACUCCCUCUAAUCUUAGGAAAGAUCGUCCGACAUCUACUUCACGUGGUCGGCCAAGCAAUAAUUCUAAAUCAUCAGUAACUGAACAACCACCAGAACCCUCUGCAACACAAAGGAGACAAUCACGCUCACCAAGUGUGACCAGGGGCCGGAAACUGGAACCAAAAUCCGGAAAUGUGACAGGGAAUACGGCACCAUCCUCGCAGUCUCGCCUGAGGGGCACCAGUCAAACACGAAAUGGUUCACAAGUAUUACUAGGGAGUAGUAUGGUGGAGAAAGUAUUGAAUGCUCGAAAAGCAGGCAAGCCUGCGGGAAGAAAUACUGGUUUCCCAUGAACCGAGUAAAUUUUCAUGCUCUGCACCAACAAGGUUUGGUACUUGAGGUUCAAUAGAAGUUACACAAAGCCUCAAACCAUCAGAAACAAAGACCGGGUUUUGGACUGUAUCCUGCUAUCAAUGUCGCACACUCAAUUCACCAAUGAUAAUAACUCGGUUCAAUUUGUCGU